Messenger RNA from Chelmon rostratus (copperband butterflyfish), 1161 nucleotides. RefSeq names its product phosphoglycerate mutase 2 (muscle) (gene pgam2). The transcript has 3 exons. Gene Ontology annotation, biological process: glycolytic process. Gene Ontology annotation, molecular function: intramolecular phosphotransferase activity. The record is from RefSeq and is a predicted model, not a curated record. The coding region runs from base 82 to 849 and encodes 255 amino acids. Lineage: Eukaryota; Metazoa; Chordata; Actinopteri; Chaetodontiformes; Chaetodontidae.
GUGUGUGUGUGUGCGCACAACUUAGAAGGGCUGAGGGUACUGUGUUUGGUUUAAGGUAAACUCAGGAGUCACACUGCAAGCAUGGCUGCUGCCCACCGUCUGGUUAUCGUCCGCCACGGCGAGAGCGCCUGGAACCAAGAGAACCGCUUCUGCGGCUGGUUCGACGCCGACCUCAGUGAGAAGGGCGUGGAGGAGGCCAAGCGUGGAGCCCAGGCUAUCAAGGAGGCCGGCCUCAAGUUUGACGUGUGCUACACCUCUGUGCUGAAGCGUGCUGUCAAGACCCUGUGGACCAUCAUGGAAGGCACAGACCAGAUGUGGCUGCCUGUGAUUCGCACCUGGCGCCUGAACGAGCGUCACUACGGAGGCCUCACUGGUCUCAACAAGGCCGAGACGGCUGAAAAGCACGGCGAGGAGCAGGUGAAGAUCUGGCGCCGCUCCUUUGACAUCCCACCUCCACCCAUGGACAAGGACCACCCUUACAACAAAAUCAUCAGUGAGUCACGGCGCUACAAGAAUCUGAAGCCCGGUGAGCUUCCCACGUGUGAGUCACUGAAGGACACCAUCGCCCGCGCCCUGCCUUUCUGGAAUGACGUCAUCGCCCCUGAAAUCAAGGCGGGAAAGAACGUCAUCAUCGCUGCCCACGGCAACAGCCUCCGUGGCAUCGUCAAGCACUUAGAGGGUAUGUCUGACGCAGCUAUCAUGGAGCUGAACCUGCCCACAGGAAUCCCAAUUGUGUACGAGCUGGAUGCAGACCUGAAGCCUAUUAAGCCCAUGUCUUUCCUCGGUGAUGAGGAAACCGUAAAGAAGGCCAUGGAGGCCGUGGCUGCCCAGGGCAAAGCCAAGAAGUAAGCCUGACUGGAGGCUCCUUGAGGAGGCAGAAAAAGAGACUGUUCCCCCUUUUGUCCUUCAACCUUUCCUCCCAUCCACUUGCCCAUCCUUGUAGUGCAUUCCAACUGGGGAAAUGUUUAAUGGUUCUUUUGGAGACGGGCCAUUUUCAGCACAUUGGCCCUGUUUGUUUAAAUGACAGACAGAGAAGUGACCUGUCAAUCAAAGCAGGCAGCUGGGCCCCACAUUUUAUGCAGCCACACAUCACUCAGCCCUUUUAAAUUGUGGUCAAGGCCUGUAUGGUGAGGACCUCACGACCCUGGCACAACCAAUAAA